Molecule: messenger RNA, 5386 nt
Organism: Ictalurus furcatus (blue catfish)
Lineage: Eukaryota; Metazoa; Chordata; Actinopteri; Siluriformes; Ictaluridae
Product: zinc finger protein 70-like
Exons: 2
Coding region: 71-1003 (310 amino acids)
Biological process (GO): regulation of transcription by RNA polymerase II
Molecular function (GO): RNA polymerase II cis-regulatory region sequence-specific DNA binding; DNA-binding transcription factor activity
Source: RefSeq, a predicted model, not a curated record
UUCUUGACAAGCUUUAAACGAAGAAGAGACUGUUCAUUUGAGAGCUGUGGAUUUUGCCGCAAAAAACAAAAUGGCAAAGUUUGAGUAUUUAAAUACGUUUUUUACUGAGCGUCUAUUAGCUGUCGCGGGAGAAUUAUUUCAAGUAGUUACGGACAUUAUUACCGAGUAUCAGGAGGAAACAGACCGAACCAAACAGGAAAACAUGUACCUGAAGAAAAUGCUAACAGCAGAGCGAUUGGCUAACGGACGAGAUGGUUCAACUAAUCAAGCAGUUCCCCAGGAGCUGCCAAACAUCUCCCAUGGACCCCUGGAUUCAAAUUCCUCAGUAAUACAAGUAAAGGUGGAGCUGUCUACCACAAAGCAGGACAACAUGUCACCGGAACCAGUAAAUGAUCCGUCCACAGUGACUACACCACACCAUUUCUCAGGAAAGACUACAAAUGAGGAAAUAAACGAUGACUAUCUCCAUAAUAACUCGGAAGUCGCUAUAAAAUCUGAGCCAAGGGACUCCCAGAUCGUCAUAUCUGAUGACUCAAACCCUGCCAUGCAAAGUGAGAGUAUAAUUGACUAUAAUUUGGUAGGUUUAAGAGACGAUCAAGGUCCUGAUCCCUCUUCACAUGAUGCACUGCAAAGCGAGACAGCUGAUAGAAUUGUUUACUGUCAAUAUUGUGGAAAGCCUUUCGGAAACCGUGGCCAGAUGAAAAGGCAUAUGGUUGUGCAUCAGAAAGACAGGCCAAGGCCGUAUCGCUGUGACUUGUGCGGAAAGUGCUACUCCUAUGCACAGGUGCUUGAGGUCCACCGUAGGACUCAUACAGGGGAAAGGCCGUAUCACUGUAAAUUUUGUGGAAGGCGUUUUAAUCAGAAAGGACACUUAAAGGAGCAUGAAAGAAUUCACACUGGUGAAAAGCCUUUUGGCUGCCCAAUUUGUGGAAAACGAUUCAUUCAGUCCAGCCAAGUCAGAAAACAUGUCAAUUACCAUCAUCCUACAGUGCAGCUGUCAUAAAAGUAGUAAGGUAGCAGAAGGUAAUUGUCAAAAUAUUCACUGUUAGCCCCUGAACAUGCUAAGCGAUAAGGCCUGUGAUUGGAGCAUUCAUUUGCAAGAGAAAAACCAAAACCUUAAGCAGAACGUAUGCUUCACUUUUUACGCGUACGCAAGGAACAGCGUACAGUACGCGUGACGCAAAUUUCGUCAUCAGCCGAGGACGCGCAUACUGUACGUGCGCCGCCCGAUUUUUCAUCGUAUUCACAUGUCGCACAUGCGCAUUUUAUUCUUUUGCACUAUUUAGUUGUUCCACAAGGUGGCAGCAGUGACCUGGGGCCGUUGAUUCUCAAUUGUUGAAGAAAAAAUGGAAGAGACGGAAACGAGUGCAGGUUAUAAAGUACAUUUACAUUUAUUCAUUUAGCAGACGCUUUUAUCCAAAGGGACUUACAAAUGAGAAAAUACAAGCAAAGUACCCGCAUUGGUAUAAUUCUAGCCUUAAAGUGUAUUUGUAUAUGGGUGCUAAUCGUGGCGAGAGAUUACCCAAGUGUUGUUCUUCGUAGUGUUGUUGUUAUUCAUCUUCGUUGUCGUCCAAAAAGACCUGUUUUACUGCUCUGUACUGACUCUUGCAGGCCAGGAAGGGUAAUGCAAGUUGUCAUACUGCGAAUGCGUCGACCCCCUGCGUAUGCGUACAUGUCAAAUGGAGUAUACUUUGAAAGGCCAUGCGUACGCGUAAAAAAAACGAAGUAUACCAGAGUAUUUAGAGAGCAUACAAGCUUGCAAAUGUCUUGGCUUCUCACAAACCUAGAGGACAUUGUUUUGCUGAACGAACACCAGGGCAUUUAUCUUUCACUGAGUGACAUAGCCUAUUGAGUUAGUAGUGUGUCUACAUAGUGGCAUAGCAAAUCAAGUGGUUAGACAUCUUUUAUUUUAUUAUUAUUUAAAAAUUUUUGUUACUUAGCCAUAAAAAGAUCCCCGACAUAUACCAUCCUUUCUGCAUUUAGUGUCUUCUUAUGCAAAGAAAUACAAGAAUCCAGAUUAGAAACAACAGCUUAUAACAAAAUGAAAUUUACAUGAAAAUUAUGUCAUUAUUGUUAUUAUACUAAUUGCUUGUCAGAAUUGCUUUGAACAAGUUUACCUCUGUCAUGUCCAUUGUGCCUUUGCUCUUUGUAUAUGAAAUUAAAUUAAAGGUUUUUUGUUUGUUUUGAGGUUUUAUCUUUGUUAAUUUGAGAUGACGCUAAAUGUUAGUAUACUGUUUUCAUUUGUGGGUAAUUGUAAUUGCAGGUCAUUUUUAGCAUGUUAAAAAACUAUGUUUUCAAAAAUAUUUGUAUACAUGGGCAGGUGUGACAAAUCUAGUGACUUCCCUCUCAGAGAGCGAGAGAGAGAGAGAAAGAGGAGCAACACAUUCAGUGUGAGAGAAAGAAUAAGAAAGACAUUCUGUCGCUUCUAACUUUCUCGCUGAGCGAUCAUUUUACACGUAAAUAUCAACAAAAUCACAGCACAGCCGUUGUCUUUAACUGAUGUGUCUGGUGAUUUUAUCGGUCGAUGUCGUGGUUAUAAAUUUGGAUUUUAGUAGUGCAGAGCAGCACAUGUGAAGUGAUUGCUGGUUAACAUGUAGCCUCUUAAUGGGUGGCAUUUCAGUCACUAUUUUAUACUUGUUCCAUUGGCUGACAACAGAAACAAAAAUAUGUAAAUGAGAACAGCUUUAUUGGCAAUUCGGCUGUAUUAAAAUACAGUAAAGGAGCACAGAUAGUAGGAGAGAAGUAAAAAGAUGCAAAUCUGCGAUGACAUAAUGAAUAUGCUAAUUAGUGCAUGACAUCAUCCAGCGACUUUCCAUUGAAAGUUGUUGGCAACAGUGCUCCUGUCACUCACCUGGAGUAUAUUGACGUUAUGGUGAAAAUGAAGCAAUGUCUGAGAAAUACAAAUUUAGUCCGUAUGGCUGGAAAAGGCAGCAGAAAGAAAUAGUGCUUAGAAAGUCCUGGAAUUUCAAUAGGAAACAUCUGUACGAAUCCUGAAGCUUUCAUGUUAUGAGAUGCUUAUGACACAUUUAUGGAAGGAGUUUCCAGUGUCUGCAUUGUGUAAGGGUCAUUUGUUUUUUCACCAUGGAAGAGUCCUCUGGCUGGAUGGGGACUUUGUGCUUUCUGGUUUCUUAGUAACAUGACAAGCAUUUAUAGCUUGUCGUGGGGUGGGGUGGAAUAUUUUCCUACAAGCUCACCUCUUUGUGUUUUAUUUCUUACAUAUUGUUCACAUAUUGUGCACACUUUAUGUGAUUAUCCUCUACACUGACAUGUUGUGCUAUAGACACAAUAGACUGACAAUAGCACUUGCAAGCCUGAUGGCAACCCUUGCACUAAAAACACACCAAAACACACAGGAAGCUUUCAAAAUGACAAGCAUGGAGAGCUUGAAUUCUUUUUUCAUCGAGAGAUUGAUGUUGGUGGCUGGAGAAAUAUUUGAAGCAGUUAAAGACCCUUUCUGAAUACCAGGAGGAGAUAAAGAGGACCAAACAAGAGAACCGCUGUCUGAGGCAGAAACUGACUGAAUUAAACAUUAGUAUUAGGUGUGAGAAGCAAACACCAGGUAGUGUGUUUUAUUUACACAAGAGUUUAUAUAAGGGGUGUUUUUAAUCAUUUUUGUGUACGGUUCGUGUGUAAACCUUAAAAUGCCUUGUGAUUCAAUUGUAUACUUUGUGAAAGUGAUUUUCAAUCUUUCUCUUAUUGAACCUGUUGCUAGCUACAUAAAUUGAAGUCCAGAUGUAAGCUCUAGUAAUGGUGGUGAAAAUCUAUGCAUAGUAUUUCAGUUAAAAUGGCGAGAGUAAGAGCAGAUGAGAAGUCGAAACUUACCCUCGGUUUUGUCCAAAGUAUAUAACAUCCAGUUAUUGUCAGUUAGCGACAUGUUUUUUUUUUUUAAUUUCCUUUUUUUUUUUUUUUUUUGCAUCAGUUGAUGUUAUUGAAAAGAACUGAGGUUCUCAAAUUAAUACCUCCACGUAUUUAUUGAUUAUUUAAUGCCUCCAAUUCCUCUACUACAAGUGUCUAUAUUUCCCCCUCUAUUCUAAUUAUGUUGUACUUUUUUUUGUAUUUAACUUCAGCUUCUAGUGAUGAUUCUCCAGAACAGCAGAACUUCACUCAGGCAUCCUUGGACUCAGAGACCUCAGUAAUACACAUGAAGUUGGAGCUUGCUUCUGUAAAAAAAAAAAAAAAAAAAGGAGCUUUAACAACAUCUAACAAUGGAUGUAUUUUCCCUCAGUGGAAAUAAUGCCCAUGGUGAUGCGUUUUCCUCAGGUAAACCAGUUAUCGAGAAUGAAAAUAAGGAUGCUUUAAACAAGAACCAAAUGACACUAGUCAAAUUAGAUAAUCGUGACUCCGACACUGCAUACUAAGCCCUCGGGCCAAGUGAUGAUCCUGUAGGAAAUGUUAACGAAGGCCCGUAUCCUUGUCCUCAUUGCAAAGAAACAUUUGCUGACCUACAUUAUCAGACUUCUCACGUGGCGAGUCACGCAGAUAAAUUGUUCGACUGCAAGGUUUGCCAUAAGCCUUUUGCAGACUGAGUACUUGGCAAAACAUGAAACCAUCUUGCAUGAAAAAAGCAAACUGUACUGCUGCAAGUUGUGCGGGAAGUCCUUCACCAACCCCAGAUCUCUCAUGGUCCACCACAGAACUCACACAGGCGAAAAGCUGUAUUGUUGCAAGUUCUGUGAGAAAGGCUUCACUCAGAAAGCCACUGUACUGAACAUGAGAGAAUCCACACAGGAGAAAAACCUGUGGAAAUAAUGAUAAUAAUAUUGAAUUUUUAUUGGUCACAUAUACAUUACAGCACAGUGAAAUACUUUUCUUCACAUACCCCAGCAUGCCAGGAAGCUGGGGUCAGAGCACAGGGUCAGCCUGAUACAGCGCCCCUGAAGCAGACAGGGUUAAGGGCCUUGCUCAAGGGCCCAACAGUGGCAGCUUGGCAGCGCUGGGGUGUGAACUCCCAACCUUCUGAUCAGUAACCCAGAUCCUUAACCACUAAGUCACCACUGCUCCCACUGCAGAGUUUUGCCCAGUCAACUCCCCUCAAGUCACACAUUCGCAGCCAUCAUCAUGGUCAGCUGCCAUUCCUACAAGGAAGAAGAAAUAAUAUAAAAAAAAGUUAAAAUAAUGGCAUUCAUUUAAAAAUAAAGACAUAUUUUCAGUUGAAAUAAAGCAUUAGACAUUCCAUCAGUUAACAACGGACUACUUUCAACUUUGUACGUUUGUAACUUUCUGUCAUCUGUUCAGUGAUGGCAAAUAGGAAUUUUUAUCAAUUUUAGUGUAUAAGAACAAAAAAAAAAAGAAGUUGACAAUAUCCUUUAUGAUUAUUUGAAUUUCAGUGGUAGUAAAUAAAGAUUCAGUGCUUCUGACCUACAGUUCUCUGCUAAUUCAUUGUGGG